Brachypodium distachyon (stiff brome) is the source of this 2111-nucleotide messenger RNA. Its product is annotated as glycerol kinase. Gene Ontology annotation, cellular component: mitochondrion. Lineage: Eukaryota; Viridiplantae; Streptophyta; Magnoliopsida; Poales; Poaceae. The record is from RefSeq and is a predicted model, not a curated record. Gene Ontology annotation, molecular function: glycerol kinase activity. Bases 283 to 1878 code for a protein of 531 amino acids. Gene Ontology annotation, biological process: glycerol metabolic process; glycerol-3-phosphate biosynthetic process; triglyceride metabolic process. The transcript is spliced from 4 exons.
UGUUUCAGAGGCUCGGAGCCGGAGAAACAAAGCGAUAGUCAUUGACUUCCACGCCCACCUUCCCUUCCAAUCGGAUCCAACCAUCUAAUCCACCCCGCGCCGCCGCGCCUAUAAACUCUCCCCUGUUAACCCAAGUCCACCUCCGAACUGCUCCCAAUUCGACGCCGGCCGUUCUCUCCUCCCUCGUUUCCACCGGCUCACUCAGCCCCCUGCUCUUGCUGCUGCUUCCCUGUGCCCGCCCGCGGUUGUUUUCCGGCGAGCUUCGGGGGCCGUCUGGGAGGUAUGGCGGGGAAGGAGGGGGAGGAGGAGGUGUACGUGGCGUCGAUCGACCAGGGCACCACCAGCACCAGGUUCAUCGUCUACGACCGCCACGCCAGGCCCGUCGCCUCGCACCAGCUCGAGUUCAAGCAGCACUACCCGGAGGCAGGAUGGGUCGAGCAUGAUCCUAUGGAGAUCAUGGAGAGCGUGAGGGCGUGCAUGGCAAAUGCACUUGAGAAAGCUGCUGCUGAUGGAUUAAAUGUGUCUGCUGGCUUGAAGGCUAUAGGGAUCACAAAUCAGAGGGAGACCACUGUUAUGUGGAGCAAAUCCACAGGCCUUCCGCUCUAUAAUGCCAUUGUGUGGAUGGACGUUCGCACAAGCUCCAUUUGCAGGAGAUUGGAAGGUGAGCUGGCGGGUGGUAGAACACACUUUGUGGAGACAUGUGGAUUACCAAUCAGUACCUAUUUUAGUGCUCUGAAGCUACUUUGGUUGAUGGAAAAUGUUGAUGCUGUCAAGGAUGCAGUCCGGGCCGGGGAUGCAUUAUUUGGCACAAUCGACACCUGGCUGAUCUGGAACCUGACAGGAGGCAUUGGCGGUAAAGAUGGAAAACAGAUCGGACAGCAUGUCACAGAUUGCUCAAAUGCAUCUCGCACGAUGCUUAUGAAUCUAAAGGCACUUGAUUGGGACAAGCCUACACUCAAGGCAUUAGGAAUUCCUGCUGACAUCUUACCAAAGAUUAUCAGUAACUCAGAGAAAAUUGGUUUGGUUGCCGAUGGGUUUCCUUUGGCUGGUGUCCCCAUCUCAGGGUGUCUAGGAGAUCAGCAUGCAGCAAUGCUCGGGCAAUUAUGCCAAAAAGGUGAAGCAAAAAGCACCUAUGGAACUGGUGCCUUCAUCCUUCUCAACACAGGGGAGGAGGUUACCCAAUCUUCCCAUGGGCUUCUUAGCACAAUUGCUUAUAAGCUUGGCCCAAGCGCACCCACUAAUUAUGCUCUAGAAGGCUCGAUUGCAAUUGCUGGUGCAGCAGUUCAGUGGUUGAGGGACAGCCUCGGAAUCAUUCGCUCAGCAGCAGAAAUUGAAGAGUUGGCUGAAAGCGUGCAGGAUUCAGGUGGGAUAUACUUUGUGCCAGCAUUCAAUGGAUUGUUCGCACCAUGGUGGAGGGAUGAUGCCAGGGGGAUCUGCAUAGGAAUCACAAGGUUCACCAAUAAGGGGCACAUUGCUCGAGCAGUGCUUGAGAGUAUGUGCUUUCAGGUGAAUGAUGUCCUCAGCUCCAUGCACAAGGAUGCUGGGGAGGCAGGAGAAGUCAAGAGUGCUGAAGGAGAGUUCUUGUUGCGUGUUGAUGGUGGUGCUACUGUCAAUAACCUUCUCAUGCAGAUUCAGGCUGAUUUGCUGGGUAGUCCUGUUGUCAGACCAGCUGACAUCGAGACAACAGCCAUUGGAGCCGCAUAUGCAGCAGGGUUAGCUGCUGGUGUCUGGACAAAGGAGCAAAUAUUUGCAGGUUUGCACAAGGAGAACACGACAGUCUUCCGCCCGAAAUUGGAUGAGGCACACAGGAAGAAGAGAGGGGACUCCUGGUACAAGGCGGUCUCAAGAUCAUUUGAUCUGGCUGAUCUUUCUCUCUAGAUUGUUACACCUUGUUGCACGGUAAAUUGGAUCAGGUGUGUUUGAAGGUGGUAUAUCAUUUAACCCCUGUUUGUCAAUGAAUAAAUGGAAACGUUGUGCAUUACUUCGGUGGGUUCUUCUUCAGUUUCAUAGGAAGAAUCAGAGCAUACUUGUUCGUAUAUCUAUAGGUACAUGGAUAUCUGGAUUCUUCAGAAAGAAAUAUUUGUGUAGUAUUUGUAUUUUUCUGAAGUAAA